AGUUGGAGUGGGUGGGGGUCGUCCUCUGCCCCCGGAUCUCUUCCGGGUCCGCGCGGCCGAACCGAAGGAGACAACGGUUUAGCGGCCACGGGUUCGCAUCUCAGUCUCGGCGUUUAUAUUUAUUCUUAAAGGUAACAAAAAAUUUUCGUAAACAAUUAAAUUGAUGAAUCGUUACAAUUAAACGUCGUCGUCACCGCCUUUUAUAAUUUGUUUAGUAGGGUUUUUUUGUGUUUGUUUAUCCGUAAAAUGGGUGAUGGUGGAGUUGUUUUCGUUUGUUGAGGCGCGUAGCUGUGAGGGCUUGCUGAUGGUUGACGCCUCUCGGCUAGGCCCCGCUUGAGGUUGGGGCGGGGAGGCGGGCCGACGAUCCGCGAGCGGCAUCGGCAGGCGAGACAGAGAGACGCGUCCGUACUCCCUCCCCCCGGCUCUCGGGUGAUUUGCGUUUUAGAAGUCGUAAGCGGACAAUGCCAGUCCCUCCCCCACCCCCGCCACCCCCCGCGGCUCCCCCGCCCCCCACCUUCUCGCAGGCCAACACUGACCCUCCCAGGCUAUCGCGCACGGAGCAGAGGGGCAGGGGAGCGCUGCUCUCCGAGAUUCAAAGUGGGGCGCGUCUGAAGAAGAUCGUGACAAACGACCGCAGUGCACCCCUCCUAGACAAACCCAAGGGAGGGGGCGGCGGCGGUGGUGGUGGCGGUGGUGUUGGCGGGCUAUUUUCCGGUGGCGUCCCUCAACUGCGUCCUACCACGGCACGUGACAAUGGAGAUUCCGGCAGCAGCAGCGGCGGCGGCAGCGGCGGUGGUGGUGGUGGUGCAGGGAGCCGAGGAGCGAUGCACCCCCCACCGGGCGGCCGUCCCGCCGGCAUCUCCCUGACGCCACGGCCGUUCUCCAGCGCCGGCGGCAGCGGCAGCGGCAGCGGCAGCGGCAGCAGCGGUCGAAUGCCGAGCCCUCCUGGCCGCCCCCGCUCCUCGCUGUACAGUAGCAGCGUCGGCUCCAACCUGAACGGCCCUGCGCCCGAACCGUCGGUGCCGUCGUCGUCGUCGGCCCACCAGGCGUACGGCGCCGGCAACCCCGCCGGUUACCGGAGCGGCGCCGGCCAGAGCAAGCCGCACCACGUGGCCCCGCCGCCGCCGCCGCCGCACGGCACCAAGGCCGCGUCCCCCGGCGCCCGUCGUCCCUCCUACCCGGCGUCCCCGGCGACGCCCAGGCCCGCCUCGUCACUCCACUCGUCGUACGCGGGCGCGGGAGGGCAGUACGGCAGCGGCAGCGGCGGUAGCAACAACAACAACAGCCAGCAGCAGCAGCAGCAGCAGCGUCAGAGCAGUCAGCCGCCCCCCAUGCAAGGCAGGGACAGACCGCCGCCCCCGCACAGGACAUCGAUGAGGAGGGACGCUCCCCCACCGUACCGGGAGCCUUUGACGCCGUCGGCCCACUCGUACGGAAAGGGGGGCCCCCCCGCGCCACCCCCCCACUACUCGAGCAGGAAUGGCGCUCCGCCUCCGCCCGCUCACCGGGGAGAGUCCGGCCGGGGCAUGGCGCCCCCGCCCCCGCCCAGCCGGCACUCCGUGUCGGACGGCCCGGCGCUGCCGCAGAGGCAGAACUCGCUGUACCACCCCUCGGGCGGCGGUGGCACACCGAGAUCGGCGGCGCCCCCUCCUCCGCCCGUGGGCAGCAGCAACAGCCGGCCACCCCCUCCCAGCCGGGAACCUCCACACCGGUCGGGCCCGCCGCCCCCACCUCCGCCGUCGAGGAACGGCGGCGGCGUUACGUUGAGGGGGCCGCCGCCGCCGCCGCCGCCCCAGCCUACUUCCGGCCGCUCCCCCUUCACCUCCGAGGCUCCCCCCGGGAGGAGCCGCGGGGGCCCACCGCCGCCCCCUCCAUCCAGCCGCCCCACCGGCUUCGGUCCCGCCCCUCCUCCCCCUCCGCACGUCCGGAACGGCCCCAGGGACCCGUUCACCGGCGGCCUCGUUUCGCCCAUGGGAGACGACUUUGAGUCACGCUUCUCUUUCCACCCGGUGGAGCACUUCCCACCCCCGGAGCAGUUCCACAACUUCCCCAAGACCUACCCGAGCCACAGCAACCGACCGAAUGAUUCCAUUCCGAUGCGGCGAGGGGCGCCCCCACCCAUCCCGCCGCUGCGGUGAUUUCAGGUCCUGUCCGUCCAAAGCCACGUGGACGGUGGUUUGGGGCGGGGGGGGGGUGGUUGGUGCCCUUCAUCAAUGCAGGAAACUCCUCCGGUCGACCGCAGGAAGCUACAAAAAAAAUCUGCUGCACGAAUAGUUAUUUUUAUAGGUGUCUUCAGUUAUUUUCUCUCACCGUCGAUUGUAUAUUUUUUUAAAUGUACAAACAGCGCUGUGCGUCUCUCCUGCGUGUAAUUACGGCGAGGGGGGGGGCGAAAGGGGGUGUCUGUGGUCCGUGUGGAUAGGCACGGGUUGCGCGCGCGAUGAGUCGGUAACUCCCCUCUCUUUUCCUCUCCCUGCCGGGGGGGGGCCUUUUCAGAGGCUCUGGCAUUCGCGUAUCAAGAGUGUUCGUGUUUUGUACCCCUUUGCUCGUUGAGUCGCCGGUAAUUUAAGCUUUGUGCGAACCGCGUUUGGGUUCUGGUCGAGGUGCGGGGAGAGAGACUGGGCGCCGCUCUGCCGCCGGCAACUGGUGAGAGGUUGGCGCCAAUCCACUUGGAGGGAUUUUUGUGAAAGAGGCAAGAGGGGUAAGGGCACGUACGGUGGACGUAGUCAUUCGGGGGCCACUCGACAAUUCGAUGGUUUUGUCGAUAUUCGUGGCGACGAUUGCAAAUCCGCGUCAUCGUCGUUGGUGCUGUAUAUUUGUAGUCCUCGCGGCGCGUGUCGAGUCUGCAGCGGGCAUGGGUCGAUACGAUCUCCAAAGGUUUUAAGGUUGUGAACGCGUGCGAAUUGUGAAUAAUUAUUGUGCGCAAAAUGUGAUGCACGUAUCGUGAUUGUGAGGAUCGAUUUUUGCUUGUUUUAUAAAUUAAACGUGUUUGUAGUUCGGAAACAAUAGUUGAUGAAUGGAAGCAUAUUCUGUGGAUUGCAAGAUGCUCCUCACAAAGUCAAAUGUCUAUAAAGUUCCGCAGCUUGGGUCUCACACACACACACAUACCUAGCAGAUGAUAAGACACAUCCCCAACCUUUUGCUCUCAGAUAUA
Petromyzon marinus (sea lamprey) is the source of this 3151-nucleotide messenger RNA. RefSeq lists its product as uncharacterized. Gene Ontology annotation, biological process: actin filament polymerization. NCBI's taxonomy places the organism in Eukaryota, Metazoa, Chordata, Hyperoartia, Petromyzontiformes, Petromyzontidae. Gene Ontology annotation, molecular function: actin binding. The record is from RefSeq and is a predicted model, not a curated record. Gene Ontology annotation, cellular component: actin filament.